Molecule: messenger RNA, 1077 nt
Organism: Ictalurus punctatus (channel catfish)
Lineage: Eukaryota; Metazoa; Chordata; Actinopteri; Siluriformes; Ictaluridae
Gene: nup37
Product: nucleoporin 37
Cellular component (GO): nuclear pore outer ring
Molecular function (GO): protein binding
Source: RefSeq, marked provisional
GAAGAGUUCACGAUGCAGGAGGAGGCGGGCCGCUCGGCCACGUACACACUGCCCUGCGAUGACCGCGUCCACGUGGUGGAGUUCAGUCCGUACGACUGCGGCGCCGCCUCCUCGCUCCUCGCCUACGCUGAAAACCAGCACGUCGUGGUGGGAACGUGCCGCUUCAAGGAGGAGGAUAUGGACGUAGAUGGAGUAGAAUUCGACGCUCUGCGUGUCUUCAUGCACGGCGUUCGUGCUGACGCUCUUGCAUGGAGUCCUGAAUCCAGACUGGACAAACUGCCUCAGAUGAUCAGGUUGUGCACUGCGUCCGCCGACAGAAAGCUGCGAGUCUUCACUUCAGAUCUUCAGCAGCUGGAUGAAGUAAAGGUGAUGGAGGGACACACCAGCUACAUCAAUCACGUCGUAUUCGAGCCCACGGAAGGAAAGCAAAUAGCAUCGGUCAGUGACGAUCACACUUGCAGGAUUUGGGAUCUGGAAGGGAAUGAAACCAUGUCAUUACGAUUGUGGUCACCAGGUGUCACUGUGUGCUGGCAUCCUGAGGAGAUGUUUAAGCUGAUGGUGGCGGAGAAAAAGGGCACCGUACGUUUCUACGACCUCGUCACCCAGCAGGCCAUUCUGUCUCUGGACAGCGGGCAGAUGCCCCUCAUGUCUGCUGACUGGUGCCUCACGAACACCAUCAAAGUGGGCGCCGUGGUGGGUAGCGACUGGGUGAUCUGGGAUAUUACACGCUCUAGUUAUCCUCAGGACAAGAGGCCAGUGCAUUUGGACAAAGCGCGACUGUUCAGGUGGUCGAGAGCAAACGAAAAUCUUUUCGCCACCACCGGCUGUCCGGGAAAGAUGAGCAGUCAGUUACUGGUGCAUCACCUCAGUCACCCUCAGCCCGUGAUGAUCGGCUCGUCCGUCGUGGGCUCGGGUCUGAGCUGGCAUAGAACGCUCCCCCUGUGCGUGAUCGGUGGAGACCGAAAGCUCUCUUUCUGGAUGACCGAGAUGUGAGCCGGCUUUUUCCUCAGACCUCUGAAGAAUGCUUCUACGUUUGCAGCUCACUUCUUUAAUAAAUUUGCUUGUUUGUUUGUUUUU